AUGCCCAGGAGUUCAUCGGCUCUGAUCUUGAAUUCAUGCAUAGCCAACUCGGCUGGAUCAUCACCGGAGUCUGAUUUCGUUCUUCGGCAUUCUAGGACAAGAUCAGUGUCUUUGACGACGGCCUUUGGUUCUGAUGAUCACCAACUGAAGAGUCCGGCAACACGAUCAUUAUCCGAGUUGGACCUCCGAGACCCACAGGUGCCGAAGAAGAACAACAGUACAAGUACCAAACCACCCACUACUCCGAAGCCAGCUAAUGUUAAAGAGAACGGAGAACAAGAGGUAGGUCGGCCACGUUUGUCGAGGACGGUAGAGAGGUUGUUGUUGUCGAGCUCUGGGUUGGGUGAGGCUGAUGAGGAGGGUACGGACGCUUAUUGUAAGUGGAUGAUCAAGGCAAACCCUGGAAAUUCUCUUACUCUCAAACUAUGCCAAGUUCUUGAAAGAGGUUAG
Molecule: messenger RNA, 450 nt
Organism: Ilex paraguariensis (yerba mate)
Lineage: Eukaryota; Viridiplantae; Streptophyta; Magnoliopsida; Aquifoliales; Aquifoliaceae
Source: the annotation of a GenBank genome assembly